Molecule: messenger RNA, 1380 nt
Organism: Pochonia chlamydosporia 170
Lineage: Eukaryota; Fungi; Ascomycota; Sordariomycetes; Hypocreales; Clavicipitaceae
Exons: 1
Coding region: 1-1380 (459 amino acids)
Source: RefSeq, a predicted model, not a curated record
AUGACCCGCUCCGGAUUUUUGCUCAUUGUCUCCGGGACUCUAGCCGUGCUUGCAACAUCCGCCUCAAUAUGCCUCGAAGUUGUUUCUGGCGUCUACGCGGAAAGCAAAUCCAAAUUGCUCAUCACAUGCAGUAUAGGCGCGGCCUUUGAGUCCGUCAUGCUGCUGGUGUUUGGUGCGCUGGGCAUCUCGCAAGUCCUUCGGACAAAAGUACCAAUGUCCUGGAUAAGCUCACGGCCUGCUUUCGUCUGUCAACUCUUUGGUUGCACAGCGGCCUUUAUUCCUUCUGCCGUUGCCUUGGGCUACCUACGAGAGUGGACAACAAAUGAUGAUGGCCGCCUUGCAACUGACAGCCGCCAGAAGCUCUUCAUUGGCUCAGCGGUAGCUGUGUCCUUUGCUACCAUUUUCCAAUUUGGCUUCAUCAUUUUCCACUUCUUAGCAAGCCGUGAUAUUACUCUCGGGACGGCAUCCUCCUUCCAUUCAAGUGAGGAGGGCCGUAAGAUGAAUAUCAAGUCCAUUCGAUACAGCCGAACAUUUAUCGGGACCAACACGCAAGAAAUGGCGACGACCACAAUUAUGGAGUCGUCCCUAGCGACACCAGAGAAUCUGUCCAUGGGACCAAUCGACUUUUUAAAGGCAUCCAUGUCGCAGGCCAUGCGGCCCACAUCGUCGCGAACCAAAUUAUUGGAAUCAGAGAGGCGACGACCAAAAUCCUCUGACUCGAUGCCAACUCGCAAGAGUUCAGACACAUCCUUCGAUUCUUGGGACACCUCAUCUGUCGACGCCCAUAAUCGUCAAGUCGUUAUGGAAAUGUCAUCUCCUACCACACUCAAGAGGGGUCUAGAGACAAUUCCAGCCAGUCCUUCGGGGAGUCGUUCUCCCAGCCGGCCAGGUACUCCUCUAGAUAUGGAAUUGGAGCCGCCACGUAUGCUGUAUAGGGCAGAGAGCUACAGCUCAAGUAUAUUAUCACAACAAGAUCUACGCAGACUUACACCAGACAGCUCUGUAAAUGAGCUGCACAUUCACCCUCUUUUCCGGUCUGACUCUCCAACACCGCCUCCCACAGCAAGCCCUGGUACAAGCGUUUUGGCCGCUCCGCAUGCGGGGAGGGUGAUCUCACGUCAAAGCAGCAUGCAAUCCAUGAGGCGCCUUCGAAGUGGGAGCUUACCGGCAGCUCACAGCCCACUUAUACGUCAGACGAGUUUUGACAGCUUGAAGCCGACCAGGUUGAGAGAUGACGGAGAUGUUGGCAGAAAGAGUGCCGACCCGCAGAGCGAGCGCAAAAUGACACCGCCCGUGCCAGAAUGGCUGUUAAGCCCGGCCAUGAAGGCUAGCCUCGAAUCCUUCAAGGAGCAGAAACAAGGAGAUGGCGAAGAAAAAUAA